Messenger RNA from Suillus subalutaceus, 834 nucleotides. RefSeq lists its product as uncharacterized. Lineage: Eukaryota; Fungi; Basidiomycota; Agaricomycetes; Boletales; Suillaceae. Bases 1 to 834 code for a protein of 277 amino acids. The transcript has 5 exons. The record is from RefSeq and is a predicted model, not a curated record.
AUGGCAGCAGUACCCUUCAGAAUGCCCGGCCGUGGCACUGAUAAGGCGCCCAAGUUCGAUGGCAAAGAUGAAAGCCUAUUGAUUUUCAUAGAUGAUUACGAAGAUUUAGCUGAUCAGGCAGGUUUGGCGGGUGCAGACCACAUCAAAGGCCUCAUAAAAUAUAGCUGCGCACCGAUGAUGAGCAUAGAAGCGGAAGGAGAGUAUUACCGCGAGUUCACCAAGGUUGCGCAGCCGCUCGUAGCGAAAGAUCGUGUUGGUAAGGCAGAGAUGAAUCGGCUCUUCUUAGAAGGAUUCCCCACAGAUGUACAACAACAGAUCCGCACCUGCAUGAUGAUCAAGUUUCCAGACCACCACCCAGACGAUCCUUACCCUAUCAAGGACAUGCGCUUGGCAGCGCACUUCUUGCUCCCAGGUAUCAUGUCAGUGGCCGCACUACCAGCAGGCAUGCAAACUACGUCGCCCUCACCUCAGACUGGAAAUGUGCAGGCGCUGGCCUACCAAAAACCUGCGGCUGGAGCGGUCGUCAAGCAAGAAUACCAGGCCACCCGUAGUGGCGGCUAUGCAGCUCAAGGGUACGUGGGGAAGUGUAAGGUGGACAAGGCACUCCUGAGUUCGAGCGUAAUGGCAGGUAUCUUUGUGUGUCCUGACCCAGAAGUCGACGCCAUAAUGGAAGUCAAUUUGUCCGCAUUUGUGCACACUAUCACGGACACAGAUUCAGAGGUGGACGAAGACGAUCUCGAAGUGUUGCGUGCCACGCAGGCGCUAGCACUAGCGACCGCUAAACGCGAUCAGAAGAAGGGGAAUGGAUCGACUCGCGUCUGGACAAGCCACUGA